GUCAGUACCAAGCUGCCAUCCGUUUGUUUAGGAUUUUUGGUAAGCUGCAAAUUGAUGAGAGCAAAUUCAACUUAUAAAUGUGUAUAAUUUUUAUUAUUGCAUUUAAGGAUUCUUUUUUUUUAACAAAAAAUUGGCUUUUUUUCCUGACAGCGGGUAAAAAUAUUUGUGCAUCUUUGCUAGCUGGUUGUUCAGGGUGAUUAGCCAACGUUAAUUUAGAAGCUAACACCGACGUCAUGUCAGACUCUUUGAUCAUUUUUGAUGGACAUUUUGUGAUCAAAGGGGAUAUGGACGCCUGUACGGUUGUUCCUGCACCAGAGGUGCCGCGGUCACCGUUUUGAGGCGGCAUUUAUCCGUAUGCUGUAUUCGCUCCUUCAGUGUCACAGCGCUGCCUUGCUGUCCACGUCUCGUCGUUGCCUCGUCUCGUGUCCAACGUUGCCAGCUGGGCUAGGCCACGUCCCCGCGGGAGGAUUCACCGGCCAGCGCCGGAGCAGUUUGUGAAAAGAUGUCAGGAGUGCUAAAGUAAAAAGGGAAGUAAAUAAGCCAGGGAAAAAUGUGAAGAGCCUUCCAAUUCAUGGCUAUGUAAAUGUUGUCGUUGUGUUUCCCAACGGCUGCCGCAUUCACGGCAAGACACGUACACGGAUGUGCUUAAGCUCCGGACGACACGCGCGCAGAGCUCAGUAGGCUGCAGAAACGACCAGAAGUCACGUUACGCUCGGGGUGUUUUUUUUGACAUGAUCGGGUUUGGUGGAAACCGGCGAGGGGGCCGGAUCCCCUCUUUCAUCCUCGUCUUUUUGAUGGGGAUCAUCGCCGUACUGUCUUUCAACUACUGGACUGUGUCGAACAAGCACGGCCGCUUGCUGGACGAGCUGGCGGAGGUGCAGACGCAGGUGAAGCGCACGGACGCGGCGCGGAGCCGACUGGAGAAGCGGAACUCCGAGCUGAUGGUGCAGGUGGACUCGCACAGGAAGCAAAUCGACCAGAGGGAUGGAGAUUACAGCGUCCUGGAGGGCAAACUCCAGGCCCGAGAGGCGCAGAUAAAGAAGUGCACAGAUGAGAAGAUGAAGAUUAAAGAUGACGUCACAGCCCAGAUGACAGAGGUACAGAGACUGAAAGAGCAACUAAAGGAUCUGAAGCAAGAGUUCAUGAAGCAAGAACAGCAGCUAAUAGAAGUGAAGAAAAAUAGCACUACGUUGGAGAAAAAGUUGGAGUAUGAGAGUUUACAGUGUGGGCGUCAGAUUGCAGAACUGAAAGGAGAGUAUGAAGACACGAAAAAGAGCCUGGAGGAAGAAACAUCCAAGCGAAAACAGAGUCUAAUGGAUGGCCAAAAGGGUAUUGUGACAGAUAGGCAUCUAGGUGUAGCCCAUGGCGUGGACAUGGUCAGAGAACGCCAUCCAGUUCCCACUCACCGCCAUGACAGACAGGCCCACCUAAAAGAAGAAAUAGGCAAACCUGGAAGUGAUGCUGGCAUGCCUGGUAUUGAAGACAGUGAGGUGGGGAAAAUUGAUGAAGUCCAAUUUGCCUUGAAGAAACCUGCCAUCACUCAGAAACAUCCUGAUGGCCCCAAUGUGGCAGCUGAACCAGGACUGGGAGCAGCCGACGGUCCCGGAGGUCAAGGCCUGUUGCUUGACCAGCCCAGACUUCAGCUGGACAGAGCGGAAGGCCAAGCUGAGGGGAUGGGACCCCAAGCUGCUAUCAAGCAGCCUGACAAGCCAGUAGUUUUUGAAGAAAAUAACAAAGCGGGCAUGAAGGCUGACGAGCUGGGAGAACGGCAAAGACACGCUCAAGGUCCUGAUGAUGCCAAGGUUGACAGUGAGCACUUAAAGAGGAUUCCUUUGCCCCCCAAUGGUGCUCAGGUGCCCAAUCCCAUACAGCCACAGCGGGCUAGAGACCAAGCUCCAGCAAGGCCUGUUCACCACCGCCAGAGCCGAUUCUUUGAUGAGAAUGAGUCCCCAGUAGAUCCGCAGCACGGCUCUAAGCUAGCGGACUACAAUGGGGACGAUGGGAACGUGGGUGAGUAUGAGGCAGACAAGCAGGCCGAGCUGGCCUACAAUGAGGAAGAGGAUGGUGAUGGUGGGGAGGAAGACGUACAAGACGAUGAAGAUCGGGACUUGCAAGGAGAGCGGCCUGUGGAUUACGGGAAAAGACGUCCAGCCAAUGACAUUCUUUGAAUGGAAUCGUACAAACAGCGGUCAGACCCUGUCUAAGUCAUGGGGGACUACUUGACGAAGUAGUCCCCCAAUCCAUGUCAUGGACUAUUUGACAGAAAACUAAUGAAUUCAUUUUGAAUACUGUUGUAUAACAAAGAAAUUUUCAUGGUAUUUUUCCUCAGCUGCAAUAGGUUUGCAAACUGUUAGAAGUUCUGGCGUUAGGUAUAAUAUGCUGUGCUGGUUUGUUUUUGUCCUUUCUUACUGGAUGAAUGCAUCAGUUUGGAAUUGAAGGAUUUAUGAGAGCCCAUUGAAUUACAUCUAAACUUUCUACAGUUGAUUCUUUUUUUUAUGUCUGUUUGCAUCUGCUUAUUCUAAACAAAUGCUUCCUGGAAUAUUUAUGAAAGACUAAUGCGGCACACUACCUUUCUAACAUCAUUGGGACUUAUGUGGAGGCCUGUUUUCUUUCCUUUUUUGAACAUGAGUGGGAACACGUUCGCCAAGGACUCGUCAUAAGGCCUAUUAAAUCCAACUUUUCUUUUUGCGCUGGAUACUCAAGUGUUCCUUGUUCUGUUUUUCGAAUGGCCUUGCAUGCAGUCGAAACUUUCCAGUAAACUGAGCAAAAUGCUAUUGCUGAAGCAAUACACGGAGUGUGCAGCAUCUACCAAGCACAUUUGGAACUCCCUGACCAUCCUUACGUUAAAGAAGUCAUCAAACCCAACUUUUGCCAUUUGUACUGAAGGAGCCCAGCAUAUAACCUUUGGGUGGGAGGGGAUCUGUUACCUGAAAUAAGCUAUGUUUGUGCAACCAGGAUACAUGAUUUCCUAUGAAAAGGCACAUUGAAUGUAAAGUAAUUUUAUUAAAGAUGAUGCCAUGUCA
Molecule: messenger RNA, 3023 nt
Organism: Oryzias latipes (Japanese medaka)
Lineage: Eukaryota; Metazoa; Chordata; Actinopteri; Beloniformes; Adrianichthyidae
Gene: golm2
Product: golgi membrane protein 2
Source: RefSeq, a predicted model, not a curated record